Molecule: messenger RNA, 9091 nt
Organism: Trichobilharzia regenti
Lineage: Eukaryota; Metazoa; Platyhelminthes; Trematoda; Strigeidida; Schistosomatidae
Source: the annotation of a GenBank genome assembly
CGGAAUGCUGAUGAUGUAAAAAUAUUAUUACUUCUUACAGAGAUUCACCCUAUCGGAAGACAAAAGUUGGUUUGAUUCGGUGCAGUCUACUUAUUUACUUCCUUAGUAUGCCCACCUUUGGCGAAUAUCAACAUUCUAAAUGAAGUGCAUACCUUAAAUAUGACUAAGUAUCCAUAUUCUUUUUUUUCUUUCAUAAAAAUUAUUGUCCAUCUUCUGAUGACAAACUGUUUGCUUUAUUAAGAACAAUACUCGUUAUUUGCUUGCAUUAAGAAAUACUGCUAAUCUGUUUGUUACAAUGUGAGCCAAAUAAUCAAUACUCUAGUUCAUAUUGACAACCAAUUCUAACGUACAAAAGAUUAUUUUUAUCCAGCCUUAAGAAUAUAUGUAUCAGUAAAUGAGUAUUGUUGACAUUUAAGUCGGUAAACUGACGAUAUUGACAGUUUUUGGACUGCUUUGAAUAUUAUAGCGACAAUACACACUUCCAGCCCAAGAAAAUAAUGACUCACUUUUGAAAGUAAAAUUGAGCUUAACUGUUAGAAAAAACCAAUCACCUUAACUUUGUUCUUCCUGGAAUGAAACAUAAAUGUUACUAAGACUAAUUUAUUCUUUUAUUUUGCAUAUGUUUUAUUAGUCAUUCAUCAUUCGACUUUCUUUUCUGUCGUUUUUAUGUUUCCUUUUUUGUUUAAUGAGGCUAACUUCUAAUUGUAUGAUUUAUCUAUUCUUAUUUGGCGCCGUUCUUAGUUUUGGUUCGAUAUAAAUUAAACGGAAAUUAUUAGGCCAUUGAACCUGUCAGUGAGAAAUGUUGUAUUUUGUUUAGUGUGGAUGUCGAAUAUAGUGAAGGUCAUUUGACAGAUAGCUCAAUGCUUAUUGGGUAAUUCAAAUGUAAUGGUGCGUGCAUAGAGAAAGGUGUACACCCACGCCCUUCACACUGUAACUAUCAUCAAUCAUGCAUUUUCAGAUAGUAUUUUGUGAAUGAAUUCAUCGUGGUUCAAAGCACGCAAUGAGCUACAGUAUUUUCGAUGAAUGUGUUUCUUUAAAUAAAAAGCAGAUUUACUAUAUUGAAUUUGGUCUGUGCACAUGUGUUGAUAUGUAGACAUUAACGUAUAUUCUCCACCGUCUUCUCUCUGUCUGACACACAGAAGUUGUUCAUCAUAAAUUUAAGUGACUGAAUGACAUGUGUGCAAUCUGUCAACAGGAGAAACAAAAAGGAAAUGACAAGUUAUCAAGCAUACAUAUAAUUAGUCAGAACAAGCGGCAAUAUGAUAAACCGAUAAUGCCUAUGUACAGACGGAGAUACGGGUACAUGCACACACAUAUAUACACUCAGGAGUCAUAAGCUGCUAAUUAACAUUUAAUUAAACUGCUCCAUGCAAAUCAACCAAACCACACUGAUAUACAUAUAACAUCUAAUAUUUUUAUAUUCGCCUAGUAUACUUUACAUUAUCAUAUGAUUAUGCCAUGCGUGGAAAUUCUUUCGCCUAUAAUUAUGGAUACAUCAUCGUCAACAAAUCAAAUUAAAAACUGUAAAACUAUUGAUUUUUGUCUUACCGAAAACAAUCCCAUAACUAACUCACCACCUAAUCUCGAAAGUUCAGAUCAAAUGGGAUCCGGAUAUAGGACAAACAACAGCAGCAACACUAGUAAUAAUAACAACUGUGGUACGAAUAAUUCUUCUAAUAUGCAAACUGUUUCCCCCGAUUUACCACAGUCAGCAUAUCCUAUGGUUAGUACACCUCAGCCUCCUCCACUGGAUUUAUCUAAUCUACCUAAUUCGCCGAACAAAAUACAGAACAUGGAUUCAAUAGAAGUUUUAAGUGACAAAACCCAAACUUCGCCUAAGCUGGACUCAUCGCCACCGAAUACAACUACAACUGUUAAUAAUAUAACAAAUAAUGGCAAAGUUGCAUCUGUGAACACUAAUUCGAAUGCUAAAUGUGACAUGAAUUCAACGCCACAAGACAUAAAUUCACUCGUGCCUGCAUUAGAAAAACUUGUGAACGUUGACUGGACUGAAACGUUGAAGCAAUAUAACGAGUCACAAACAACAAUGAAAGGGAAUACAAAUUUGUCACCUUUAUCUAAUGAAAUAGAUUUAACUAAAAUAUUAGAACACAACAAUAACUACAACAAUAAACCGAUGAAUGAACAAUGGAACAGAAAUCCUAAUAUGUCAUCUCCAGACUUCACAGCACGUUUUCAAGCAAUGUUGUCUAAUUUAAGUGAAUUCUUGUUUAAUUCAUCACAAGCGUCAAAUUUUUCCAAAAGUCCAACAUCUGAGAGUUUCAGUUAUUCAACACCAUCCUCCUCUUCUGCAUCCACUACCGCCUCUGUUUCAACAUCUGCCUCUCCAGUUAAUCAAAUGAUGAAUUCAGAUAAGUUUAAAUCUGAUAAUCGAUGUUCACAACUAACAGGUCUGCCAAAUUCUAUUUAUCCACUAAGUUUUAUGGGAAAUCAAAUGGAUUGCAAUAUGUUUAAUUCUAUUGACUUUAAUUCAACUAAUCCAUCAUUGGCUUUGACAGCUUCUUUGCUGAGCUUGUUGGCCAGCAGUCAAAAACAGAACACGUUUCCUGAACAAUCAACACCUCCGCCAUCUUCCAAAUAUUCAAAGUGUCCAGUAUCUUCACCAAGAUCCUAUCCAUCUCCAACUGUCUAUUCGCAACCAUUUUUGGGGAACACAUCUUUAUUCCCACCGCAGGUGUCACCAAAUUUUUUGCCUCCUUCAGUUUCCUUGCCACGUCCAUCACUUCAGAGUCCCAUGACUUCCAAUCCUUCUAUGCCACCAACAUCAUGCCCGAUAAUAGAUAUGCCUAGCUUAAACGAGCCUAAACUAUCUGAUCCUCGUGACUUACUAUACCAACUUGGUCAACAAUUAAUGGCUAUGGCAACAUCUUCUGGUAUUGAUGGCAAUCAGCCUAAUCUAGAUUUAUGGAAUACCAACAAAACAGACAGUAAAUAUAAUCCACUAUCUUUACCAUCAUUUAACACUUCUGCUAAUUCUGUAUACCUUCAGCCUCCUACUGUCCCAAACACAGGUUCUCUACCUCUCCAACCUGGAUGUCAGUCUUCAUCUUUGUUACCAUCAGUGUCGACAGCAUGUGGGAUGGAGAAGAAUUUUUCACAUCUUCCUCCUACAUCUCAACACCAUUCAAGUUCAAACACAGGACCAUUUAGUGGAAUAUCAAUGCGUGGUAACCAAAAGUAUAGUGCUUAUUAUCAGCACCAAAGAAAGCAGGGCUUUCAAGCAAGUGGACUAAAUGAAUGCGUCAGUAAUACAGUUGGUAGGCGUCAGAGGAGCUCUCUUAGCCCUAUGUCAACGAAUACACGUUACGCUGGACGCCGCUUAAGGAGUGGACUAAAUAACAGUCUUUUAGCCGGUACAAAUUUAGAGAUGAGAAAUUUCCAACGUUUCCCACCUAUAAGAAAUCAAGCAGUUUCAACAGUCAAUACUACUAAUAUCUCUUGCAAUAGUAGUAGUACGAGUGGAGCAAUUCUUGGCAGUACCAGUGGGAGUAAUUUAUGUUCAAAUUUUCGUGGAAAUACGCCCUACAGAAUGAAUAACAUGGUAAACAGUACUAGUGGUCAUGUAUUAAAUACCACCAAGUCACAGCUUCACACAGAAAAUAUAAACUCAUCUGCCCAUGGACACGUUGGUAAUAACAACAACAGUGGUAAUAAUCCCCCUCAGCAAACUACACGUCACCGUGAAACAGCAUUUGUUUGCAGCUGUGGUAAGGACUUCGAAAGUCUUUACAUAUUCACUUUACACAUGAAAGAUACUGGGCAUAAGCCGAAGUGCGAUCAGGCUGAAAAAGAUAUACCUAAACUUGUUAGAGGUCAAGAUAUGUGGAUUAAUAGCGAAACGGAACAGACACGUGAGAUACUUCGUUGUAUGCGCUGCCAUCAGUCGUUUCGUAGUCUUCCUGAGUUAACAAUGCAUAUGAUGAAAACAAAUCACUACUCUGAAAUAGUAUAUAAUGAUUCUGGUCGAUGCGUUUUUGUUAAUCCCGAUGACAAUAGACGAGGUGGUGGUAGCAGUGGUGGCAGUGGUUCCAGUCAUCUUACUGGAAACUCUAGUAGCGGUAAUCAUAGUGGUAUGUCUCAUAUAGCUGGGAAGUCUGGAAUAUCUCUUACUAACGCUUCUGGAGGGAGAAGAUCACAUAGAAGUAUGAAUAUGAAUUGGUCGAGUAACAGUCAGACUAUUUUACCUAAUGCACGUUUUCCUGUAUGCGAAGAUACUGUUAAACAUCAAAUUAAACCAAAUUUACCUUCGCGUGAAAAGUACGAAGUACAAAAACAAGAAGAUGCAUCAAAACGUUUCAGACAUUCCGACAAUGAACAAAGUCAUCCUAACUCAGAUCAUUUUUCAGCAUCUGUCGAAACCAAAAUAGAAGUGACUGAAGGAAUGGACGAUAAACAACAUACAAAUUCACAAGAAAAUCUUGAUUCAUCAUCAUCAACAAAACUUGCUUCCACUCCACCACCAUCAUCUUGUAAUGAUGAUGAAUUGAACAAUCAGUGUAACAAAUCUGAAAUGCUUGUCGAUAAUUCGCACGAGGUUGCUACGGAACAAAAUACAGAAACAGAAAAUAAUGUUUUACAGCAGAUAGAAUCAUUUGUAGAAAAAAGUCUUCCACAAACAACAGAUAACAACGAUAAUAAUUUAUCUAUUACAACUGAACUCACAGAUCAAAUUAUCAUUCAGUCGAGUUCUCCUAUAUCUGUCAACAAUUUGCUGGAUAAAAAUUCAAUAACCACAACAACAGCGAUGAAUUUAUCACCAAAAUUAAAUCGUAAACGUACUUUCUCUGAAGCUGGUAUUUCUGUAACUGUAGCUGAUGAAAACCCAACCACAGAUAGUGUCGCAUCCAUGGAAACUGCUUCUUACUCCCCAAUUUCUAGUCCUCUAACAGUAGCAGAAGGUGCGUCAACUCAUAAGGAAACUGAUUUUGACUUAGCAGAAAAUAGACGUGCAAUGACAGUCACUUCUAAUUCUCCAAAUACAUCAAAGGUAUCUAGUACAAGUGAAAUGAAUAUGAGUUUCUCUGAAAGUCCCUUAUCUUCACUGCAAAAGUUAGUUGAUACGACACAUAAGCCGAUUAAAUCAACAAACGUAUUGAAUUCAAGUAAUUCAACAAUUUACUCUGGACUAAAUUCAUCUAGUAGUAAUACAUCGAACAGUAACAGAUUUCCUAGAUCUGGAGGCUUAACAGUAACAUCAACGGUGCAUUCACAAUAUUCACCAAAUAAGUCUGGAAUAAAUACAUGUCCUAACUCACCAUAUUCUGUUCACUCUACAACAUCUUCUGGUAAACUACAAGCAAGUCCUUUGUCUCCUUUGGGAGAAAGUGACCAUAUAAUUCCUGCGUUAUCGGCUUUAUAUGCCUAUGUCGAAAGGUCUUCUUCUUCAUCAUCAUCGUCUCACAUUCGUGAUGGCCAAAAUAACUUAAAAGGUGAACUGCCAUCCCCUAACAGUAAUAACAAUAACAACAGUAACAAUGAAUCGACUAAAAGUAAUGCAUCCAUGAGUGAAAGCGAUCGAUUAGAUGACGGAAACCCAAAUACUUCUCAACUUUCACUAAAUCACUUAUCAAAUAAUUCUACAUUUCCGAGUACGUCUACUGCUGUUGAUGUAACUAGGGACCACGGUAAUACAACAAAUACUAGUAGUACAUUACCAUUAUCUCUACAGUCAACAUCACCACCUCAGCUGCCAAUCACACAACAAACAUCUACGCCACAAAACGCCUCCUCACUUACAAUUCCUACUCAUCCCCUGAUACAAGCUAUUUAUGCUGCUGCAAUGUCUAAUUUAGCAGGUCAGUAUUUAAACCCACAAGUAUCAAGUUGUGCAAAAAAUACGAAUUAUAAUGACCCGUUAAAUGCUUUCAAAUAUGCCGCUAUGAAUUUUAAAGAAGCACUUGACUCAUUUGAGCUUGGUACAACAUCAUCAACAACGUCGUCACAGUCCAUCCUGCCACAGACAACAUCGUUAGCUGACAGUGUGCAUGAUGCACAGAAUGCGGAUUUUGCUAAUAAUUGGCUUAACAUGCUCCGUUCUCUAGUUGAAAAUACGGAGAAACUGGAUAGUUGCAACACUGAGUGCAACAGUAAAUUGACCAGUAAUUAUCAUGAUUUUCAAAAUUCUAACAAUAGGAGCAACAAUAAUAAUACUCCUGACAGAUCUGACACACAUCAGUAUAAUGAUUUUGUUCAGCAUUCACCAAAGGCAAAGUCCUCGUCAUCAUCUGUGCAAGAACCAUGUACACUUAAUUCACAACAAAAUAUGUCACUUUCCUUACCAAGUGAGUCAACGCAUUUAAAUUAUCCAUCAUCAAUGAAUUACAGCAGAUCUAACUAUUCGUAUGCAUCGACUUUACCAUCAUCUUCAUCAUCUUUGUCAUCUACGAUGUCAUCACUUAUGAGUACAACUAACGUUUUACAGAAUACUCGGUUAAUAAACAUGCCACCAUCAUUCCAUUCAAUGACAAAUCGUAAUUUAAGUUCAUUCACCACUACUCCUAAUAACAUCAUUAACAUGAGUAGCAGUAGUAAUAAUAAUAAUGCUAGCAAUCUACCCAAUAACAACCUGAUGACAACAAUCACAAAAAAGGCCAAAUGUCAUUUCUGUGGCAAACCAUUUGCAAACAAAGGUCAAGUAAGACUUCAUAUAAGUAAGAACAAAUGUCCAUGUUUGCUUCAACAGUCAUGUCAUGUAGCCGCCUUGGCAGCUGCUUUUGGUUCUAAUAGCAAUAAUAAUAGUAGCGGUAGUAAUAUCCCAAAAGUAUCACAACCGAUUGGGACAUUGAAAUCAAUUCCAAUUAAUUCUCACUUACCUACUGUACCAUGCAAGCGGAGUAAUAACAGCAGUGGCAAUAAUACAAACAUUGAUAAUACCAACCAAAAUUUCACUGAUCCAAUGCAUAACUUUACUUCGAAUUCGCUUAGACCCAUUUCAAAAAAUGACUUAACAAAUGCACCGUCUGCUCUAAGUUUAUUGAAGGAGAGAUUUCAGAACUUUGACGUACAUCAAAAUCCGACUGGUUAUAAUAAUUUUGCUUCAUAUUUGCCUACAAAUGUUACUAAUCCAUUGGAAUUCAAUUUAAACUCAGCGUCAUCAUCUACUACAUCAACAUCAACCAACAAUGCAUUUCUUCAUCCUAACAGGAUUUCCACACCACCACCCCCAUCGUCAAUAUCAAAUGUAUCUUGGUUAGGAACACCAAACAGUGCCGUAUCCUUUUCAUCUUCUCAGAUAAACAAGGAUAAUGAAGUAAUGAAUAAUCCACUUCCAGGAACUGCAUCUGCCGCUGCUGUGAAUGCCGGUCACCUUGCUGCCAUGGCACUUCUAGCACAAACGCUUGUCCAACUUACUACUGCUACUCAGUCAGCCCCAGCAUCCAAUUUAGUCCUACCACCGGUGAUGAGUAGUGUCAAUAAUAGCAGCAUUACCCCAUCAAAGCAAAAUCCUUCAGAAAAUGCGUUUGAUCCUAAUAAUAAUCUGCUACCUUUUCUUGUAACAAAUUUAUCAGCCAAUAAACAGUUUCCUAAUAUAAACUCUUCAGAACAGCCACCCAGUAUGCCUUUCAAUUUCAAUCUAGAAACACUGUUAAACCAAAUGAACAUGGCUAAACAAUUAAACUCAUUUAACUGGCCUGUGAAUAAUCAGCCAAUGAAUCCAGAGGAUAGCCAGUCUUGUAGACAACCUUCACAAUCCCAACAACAACAGCAGCAGCAGCAACAGUCCCCGCAAAUAAAUAGAGCUACACCAUCAACCAAUGGUCUGUCUUAGACAGCAUACUUGAAGAAGCAUAUUUUCAAUCACUCUGUGGACAACCUCUCCUUUAAUUCAUAAAUUUUUAGUCAUCCCACACAGUGAAUAUUUUUCAGGUUCCCCCUUGUAUUCAGUCGAAAGAAGAUAUGUUUAGUGUUAGUAAAAAUACGAUAUGUGACCCAAUUCAUCUUUGUACAUGUUAUUUAUCAGACAGCUGAGACAAUCACUAAAGCAGUUAGUUGCAUAUUUCUUUCACUUUGAUAUUUAUUUUGAGCGCCAUGUCGGACAAUUUAAAAGAAUCGAGCUUUCUCCAAAAUAAUGACAAUAUACAUACUCCUACUGCUUCUAACACUCAGUUCACAACAUUGUAAGUAAUGCCAGUAAUAAUGUUGAUGCUGAUAAUUUUUCUUUUCGAUUACAUAUAUAUAUAUAUAAGUGAUUCUUUUAUAAAAGUUUACUGUCCUGUACAUACCAGUAUUUUGAUCUCUUAACUGCCAGUAUCUGUUGUAACUAGCAUUAUUGCGAAAGUUAUCAUGCCGUCUCAAAUUCUUCUCCUCCUCCAACUAGUAAUUUUGUUAUUAUUUACUCUAUUAAUGCUAUCAACAAUCUAAUAAACGGCAACGCAUUGACAAUCGACAAAAAUUUAUUGUGAUAUUCGGAAACUGCUGAAUAGUUUCUUUCUCAUUCUAAUUCCUGUUUAUUUUGUCUCAUUUCUGAUGUAUUAUGAUGUAUUCUUCUUCCUCCAGUUUCGCCUAGUGAGUUAUUCUCAACUAGAAAAGAAAACGCCCUACCUAGUCGUUUCAUCAUUUUCUCUUUAACAUUUCAAUUAUUCAAAGAGGCAAUUGAUCGUUUUAAUGUAAAUCCUAUUUAUGUAAUCAUCAAUCAGUCAUAAUUUACUCAUUCAAGAUGUUCCAUUGUUCAUUGAUUAAAAGAAACCUUUUUUUUUAAUCUUGCUUAUCAUGACAUUUUCUGCUGUUACUUUUUUGUCAUGUGCAAAAAGAAAUUUGGUCUUCUUUCGAUAUUCUUUUGUUAAGUUAACAGAAACAUAAUUUCCACAACUGAACUCUAUAACUUGCCUUGUUUGUACCAGCUUAAUUGUUUAUUAUUUUUUUUUAAAAAUUUGUUUUAAGCGAUUACUAUUGUCAUCAUUAUCAUUAUCAUUCAGGAUUACUAGGAUGUACAGCAGAAUCACCGGUUAAAAUAUGCUGUCUUUUGCUUUGCUUCUUUCUCUUCGUAUACACUUUUCGUUGUUGUUCUAUUCCACUUUGACUUCCUUUUCCCAUUUAUUUGUACAAAAUAUAUAUAUAUAUAUAUAUAUAU